GUUUUCUGGUUGCGAGGUGGUGAAGACGCAUGCCAGCGUUGGUCCCUGCGGUGCCAGGUGGAAAGGAGUCCUGUUUCUGCCUAAUGGAGUUUCCACUCUUCGGAAGGGAGAAGCUGGGAAAAGCGGAGGCUUUGUAGAAUCUCUGCAGCCCUUUGGUGGCCCGAGCUCCCCGAGCACAGCAGGAAGUGUGCCCCUGGGAGAAGUAUGCCUCGGGGCCACGCACAGGCGGUUCUGCCUUCUUCACCAUCUGGUCCAAAGUUCACGUUUCCUUCAUUAGCUACUGAAACUUAUUACGGGGCUGCAUACUGUAUUUCCGGAAGAGUUUGUUAAUUGUGGAGGAGCAGCAAACCUGAAGAUUAGAAAAGAAAGACCCAAAGGACCAAUUUAUCUGCAACACAGUGCAGGAGAGUGUCUUUACCUAACCAAUACACAAAUUUACUCUCCUUUAAACAUCCCUGUGAUUGAGUGAAUCCCAGCCAGCUCCUAGGGCGGUGCAGUGAACUGUGUGUGGUUCCUUCUGCCUGGGGACCAUGCAGAGAGCUUCCCGUCUGAAGAGGGAGCUGAAGUUGUUAGCCACAGAGCCACCCCCGGGCAUCACUUGCUGGCAAGAUAAGGACCAAAUGGAUGAUCUGCGAGCUCAAAUAUUAGGUGCGGCUGACACACCUUAUGAAAAAGGUGUUUUCAAGCUGGAAGUUAUCAUUCCUGAGAGGUAUCCAUUUGAACCCCCUCAGAUCCGAUUUCUUACUCCAAUCUAUCAUCCAAACAUUGAUUCUGCUGGACGGAUUUGUCUAGAUGUUCUCAAAUUGCCACCAAAAGGUGCCUGGAGACCAUCUCUCAACAUUGCAACCGUGUUGACUUCUAUUCAAUUGCUCAUGUCCGAACCCAACCCUGAUGACCCACUCAUGGCCGACAUAUCCUCCGAAUUUAAAUAUAAUAAGCCAGUCUUCCUCAAGAAUGCCAGGCAGUGGACAGAGAAGCAUGCAAGACAGAAAGAGAAGGCUGAUAAGGAGGAGAUGCCUGGUGAUCUGCCAGAGGCUGGUGACUCAGAAGUAUGCAGCACAACACAGAAAAGGAAAGCCAGGCAGCUGGGAGGCACAGAAAAGAAAUUUUGCCCUGAUGCUUAGGGGUUCGUCCUGGUCUAUCUUAGUUAAUAUAUUCUUUGCUAAGAUGCUCUAAUUUGCUUACCUUUCUUGACUGUUUGUCUUUGUAUUUGUUGACAUUAUCAUUUUUUGUAUCGUCUAAAACAGACCUUGUGUAUUUACAUAUUCUGCUCUACAUAGAUGCUCUGAGGGUAGUUUGUUUUAUUUAGCUUGUACAUACGUAUUUUGAAACCUUUUAAACCUGAAAAAUAAAUAAUCAUUUAAUGUUGAA
Molecule: messenger RNA, 1371 nt
Organism: Felis catus (domestic cat)
Lineage: Eukaryota; Metazoa; Chordata; Mammalia; Carnivora; Felidae
Gene: UBE2T
Product: ubiquitin conjugating enzyme E2 T
Exons: 8
Coding region: 531-1124 (197 amino acids)
Source: RefSeq, a predicted model, not a curated record